Molecule: messenger RNA, 1434 nt
Organism: Aspergillus sclerotioniger CBS 115572
Lineage: Eukaryota; Fungi; Ascomycota; Eurotiomycetes; Eurotiales; Aspergillaceae
Product: oxygenase MpaB family protein
Exons: 3
Coding region: 1-1434 (477 amino acids)
Molecular function (GO): oxidoreductase activity
Source: RefSeq, a predicted model, not a curated record
AUGGCUUUCUCCUCCCACCCGAAACCUGGCGACAGGGUCAGCAGCUGGGGAUACUCCUUCACUUGGACAAGUGACCAUCUCCGCAAGGAAGAGAUCGAGCCGCUACGGCAACAGUAUGAUACCUCUGCGGAUAUCGUGUUGGAGAGGCUGCAGGCUAUCAGGGCUACCCUUAUGGAAGAAAGUAAACUGAAAGGAACCAGCCCUCCGACUAAUGAUCUCUACUCCCUCCUACGAGACCACCGUGGGGACGACGAGAUCCUGGUUAAGUUCUGGACCGAAGUGAACACGGUGCCCGACUGGGUGGACUGGGAGCAGCUGGCACGAGCCCAGAGAUUCUUCUAUCGCUAUGCCAUUGCGAACAUCGUAGGGUUCGCAUUGCAAGGGUUUGUGGCGGAAAACUCGGCGGCGCCGGGGGUUGUUGAGGUCCUUGUUCGAACAGGAGGCUUCUCCACCCGUAUGCUUCUUGGAAGACUGCUCGAGACCUUCCAAUGGUUGAUUCAAGUCACCCAUUGCAUUGCCUCAAUCCGGCCUGGCGGGGAAGGGCACAUCGCAACCAUCCGGGUCCGGUUGCUCCAUGCUUCUGUACGCCGGCGUAUCAUACAGCUCUGUCGAACCAGGCCGGAUUACUUUGAUAUCGAGCGCUAUGGGGUGCCGGUCAACAAUUUGGACUCCGUCCACGCCAUCAGCAUCUUCUGUUGCAACCCUAUGUGGCUGCAGCUACCGAAAUUUGGGAUUCAACCUACUCCAGAUGAGGUCAGAGACUAUGUUGCGCUCUUCCGGUACCUGGGCUUCGUUCUGGGGACUCCCAAUGCGUAUUUCGAGACAGCCGAGAAAAGUAAGUGCACGAUGGAAAGCCUCCUUGUGCACGAGCUCUGGACUACGGAUACCUCGCGAACGGUGGCGUUCAACUUUGUGGAAUGUGUAACAAACUUGCCAUCGCCCUUCCACAUCUCCAAGGCGUUUAUUGAAGCCGGCAGCCGGUGGAUCAACGGUGACGAGUUGUGUGACGAGCUCGAGCUCGGCAAACCCGGCCUCCUUGCCUAUCUGUCGUUUUCCGGUCAUUGCGUACUAGUUGUGGCUCUGGCUUGGCUCCAGCGGCGAUUGCCCAGUUUGGAAGAACUACUGAUUAAAUCCCUCCGAAGAUUAAUGUACGGCGGUGUCGUACAGCGAAAGUCUCGCACCCGGUUUGAGUUCAAGUAUAUCCCGCGGACGAACAAGCAGACUGGGAAAGAGGCAUAUAGUGCCAAUGCUACGGCUAUGACCAAGAGUGGCAGGAUGUCUCGCGCGGUUUGGUCUACUCUGUUUGGGGCCCUAGGGGUGGGGCCCUUUGAGAUGGUGCUUCUCUUUGUUCUUGUUGUUGCUGGGGGAGUGAUGCUGGGAGGGGCGCUUGGGGUUAUGCAGAUUAUUCGCGGGUGCUACAAUGCUUAUGCAUGA